CAAAACCCAAUCACAAUUCCCCCAGAAUCCCCUUUUCUUAUUAUUACCGCAAAUAGUUUCUCAAGAUUAACAAUCGAUGGGUUACUCAAAAGACCAACUGAUAGCUCGUUUGAAGGAGCUUCAAAUUGAUUUCGGACUAUAUGAGCAUCCUGCUGUUUUGACUGUUGAUGAGCAGGCGAAAUAUGUGGGACAUUUGGAUGGUGCAUUGAGUAAAAAUCUGUUCUUAAAGGAUAAAAAGCAUAGGUAUUAUGUUGUUUCUGCAUUGGAAGGCACCAAAGUAGACAUGAAAAUUCUAUCUCAGAGGCUUGGACUAGGAAAGGGAGGCUUGCGUUUUGCUCCUGAAGAAGCACUUGCAGAGAUACUUCAGGUGCCUCUGGGAUGUGUUACUCCAUUUGCACUUCUUAAUGAGUCAGCCAGGGAUGUUUCUUUAUUGUUGGACCAAGGGUUGAGAACAAAGGAGUGCUGCUUCUUUCACCCAUUGUCUAAUGAUGUGACCAUAUCUCUGAACACCAGAGGUCUGGAUAAGUUUCUGAAUUCAAUUGGAAAACCACCCACCUAUGUGGAUCUGGAGGCUAACCCACCAGUUGGGAAGGACCAACCCCCAGAUCUUGCUGAUUUGGUUCCUUCUGAUGUCACCACAUUGUCCGAUAAACUGGAGGUAGUGUCAGUAGAUACUGAAAAGAAGAACCGUGUUUCUGCGGAUGUAAAAUCAGAAGUUAAAGCAAAAACUGAGAAGGCAUCCAAGAGUUCGAAAAAACAAAAUGCCAGUAUGGAAUCACAAACUACCUUUGCCGAUCCUGGCAAAUUUGUUCAAGAAAUCUUAGAGCAGAUGUCACAUGUGGUUCUUUCUGAGGUAAGGAGAAUCCUGCCAUUGUAUGUUAAUGUUAUCCGUUGGUUUAACGGUCCAUCUGAUGAAUGAUGAUUACAGAUUAAUGAUGAGAAGAAUAUCAACAAACACGGGGAUCAACUUGGUUCUGUAGUUUCAAACAGUAUCAAGAGGCGCCUUACAGCGGAAUUAACAAAUAAUGCUGUGAGGACUUCUUUCGUUUUUUAUAUUUAUCUCUGUUUCUUGUUCCCGAAGUUUUAGUGAAAUUACCACAAGUUAGGUUUAUGAUUGCAUUAUUCAACUAUAACUUCGAAAGUCCAAGAAUUAACGUAAUACUUCUGAGGUAAUUACCAUCAUUUGUCUUCCUGUGAUGCUGGCAAUAGAUAUCCAAUGAGAUAAUAUCCUGGUAGUCAGCUUUAUAGUAAAUCCUAGCCUCACAUGGAAGCAAAUGUUUCCAUAACAGUAGAAAUAUCUAGGAAACAGUUCAUUGCUCUUCUUGAACAAUGUAAUGGCAUAUAUCGGUAAGGGAUGUCCACUGCAGUAAUGAAUUUUCUGGCCUCUGGAGCAAACAAUAACUUUUUGAUACUCAGAAAAGAUUGUAGCCUGUAGUGGCUUCCUGUAAUUUUGUUCCUUGAUUAUGAAAAACUGGGUAUUUUUUUAUGGUUGCUUUAUGGUCGUUAAUAUUCUUUGAUUUGCAAUAUUCUUCUGUCCCCAAAUGAUUGUCCAGUUUCGAUUUUCAUUUUUAAUACAAAGAGUACUAAAAGUGAUAAUCCAAAUAGGGCAAUCAUUUUGGGGCAGAGUGUGUAAAACUUGAGCCUUGUAUGGUUCUCAUAAUUUUGUGUUCUUUUUUGUUUAGUCUUCACCGCAGUUUCUUAUAUUUCCUAUGUAGGUUUUUACAUUCUGAUUAUCAAUUUACGUAAUGAUGUGUACUGGCUGUGUCUUGAGAACAUCAAGAGGGUCAUUUCCCUGUUUGUUUCUUGUCAUUCAUAUCUGUCUACUAACUGGAAUGGUUUCUCUGUUGCAGACAAUGUUCAAGAACACUGCAUACACAGAAGGCUUUGACGCUGGCAUUGAGAGUAUAAAAUAUCGGAUCCGACACCUUUGAUCGAUGGAUCCUAUUAGAUCAUUUUGGGAGAUCGUCAUUUCGGUAGAGUGUUAGCCCCCGCACCCCCUCUUCAUUGUCCGGCAUUCUACUACUAACCUUUUUUGGGUAUUUACUGAAUGAUUGCUGCAGUUGAUAUUGGGUGAGAUGUUCUGUUGAAUCAUCUAUUCGACUUCUACUUCAUUACAGCAUUUAUAUUUGGUUUCUGACUAUUUGGUCUUAUAAGUUUUACUAGUGCCACUGCCAAAACCCUCUCCGCGAGCUUCCUCUGUCCCGUAAUAACUGUUGCUCUCUUACUCACUUUAUUUUUUUCGGUUUCUAAUAUUACCUGAGCAGCAAAGUUGUAUGGAUCACUGUACUGAAAUAAAAAUAUGAAUGAAAAUGGCAACGAU
This is a messenger RNA of Oldenlandia corymbosa var. corymbosa, 2320 nucleotides long. The record is from the annotation of a GenBank genome assembly. NCBI's taxonomy places the organism in Eukaryota, Viridiplantae, Streptophyta, Magnoliopsida, Gentianales, Rubiaceae.